Messenger RNA from Cyphellophora europaea CBS 101466, 3669 nucleotides. RefSeq lists its product as uncharacterized. Gene Ontology annotation, molecular function: phosphorelay sensor kinase activity; protein binding. Lineage: Eukaryota; Fungi; Ascomycota; Eurotiomycetes; Chaetothyriales; Cyphellophoraceae. The coding region runs from base 1 to 3669 and encodes 1222 amino acids. The transcript has a single exon. The record is from RefSeq and is a predicted model, not a curated record. Gene Ontology annotation, biological process: phosphorylation; phosphorelay signal transduction system.
AUGCGAUUAAAUGCAAAGAGGGGGAUAGUCACUCUGAUCGAUAAUGCGCACCAAUAUAUCCUAGCUGAGGCCACACAAUCUCUGUCCCUCCGGUCCGAACUACCAGUAGAUGACGAAGAUGACAAGCUACGGUUCGGGAAUGCCUCACUUCCACGUUCUCAGGGGAUCUCUGCUGCGGCUCUGGAACCUCCUCAAUACACGGCCGUCAACGAAACCCAACAGCAUACUGGUCAAGCUCUUGUAAUUAACGACCUCACAAGAGACGAUCGCUACAAAGACCAUGCCACUGCUGGUCAAGGCGUGACGUUCUAUUCUGGUGUGCCUAUCAGAUGCAAAGCAGGAUAUCACAUUGGCGUCUACACCAUAACAGACGAUAAACCGCGGGGCGGUCUGAAGCCGUCAGAACUCAUCUUCAUGCAAGACAUGGCAGAGAUUGUUAUGUGUCACCUAGAGUUAGUAUACGCCGAUGCAGCCGGACACCGUGGUGAACAGCUGGUUACAGGCCUCGGUCGGUUUUUGGAAGGCAAGACUUCUAUGCGCGAUGUGGACGAACCGAAAAGCAAGACUAAGGUGCGGCAUUCGACCCAUGACGCAGACAUAUCUAGCACGGCUUCCACUGAGAAAGUCACUGGGCUGUUCAAAGGCAUGUCGAUAACAAAUGCCGAUCCGAAUCUGUUGAGAGAUGUGCAGGCCUCUGCGAACCAGGUAACGCCGCAGAAAAGCUCCGAUGAUAUCGAGCGAGACGACGUUUCCGGAAGCGAUCCGAGUCGAGCAUAUGAUCAGCCUACUAGCCAUCGCAAAAGUGAUGCGCCAUCUAAGCAGAACAGCACAAACUCGAAGUCGGAUCUACAAAGUGUUGGCAACACGCCCAAACAUAUCAAACCUGCCAAACCUACCAAGUUGCAAAAAGUGUUUGGUCGUGCUGCCAGCAUCCUCAGAGGAUGCACUGCUGCUGAUGGUGUCAUAUUCUACGAUGCAAGCUCGACUAGCGUCAGCAACCCGCGUGGCAAUUCUGAACGGAACAAGGGGAAUCAUCACUCCGAUGAAAAUGCUACCACAAGUGACGACUAUGACACGUCCGUGGCUCCCGACUACAGCAGUGCAUUGACGGAUUCAGAAAGUGUUGAUCGCGAUCCUCAAAUGUUGACCUCGAACGAAAAUAGCUGUGAAAUGCUGGGGUACGCUUUGGAUAUGUCGGCCGCAUCGACAGCCAAUGCGCCUACUAUUGAAUCCCUCGCGCUGUCAAAACGGGGUUUGGCACGUUUCAUAAAACGAUAUCCGCGAGGCAAAGUUUUCUAUUUCACGGAAACGGGCGAUAUCUCCGCCAGUGAGAGUCAGGCUGGAGGAUGCACUAUGAAAAGAGGCGAUCUUUCCUCGGCUGUUGAGGAAAUUGUUGGUCGUGCAUCUGGUGUCACCGAAGAGGCUGUCGCAUCCGAGCUCAUUCGCACGAUGCCCGGCGCCAGGAGCAUCAUCUGGCUUCCACUUUGGGAUUUCAACAAACGCCGAUGGUGUGCGGGCACAUUUUUAUGGUCGCGAAGAGCCGAGCGCCUGCUGGCCAUUCAAGACGAUCUUACUUACCUCAAAACAUUCGGGAAUAGUAUCAUGAUGAAUGUUUCCCGCCUUGAUGCUCAGUCAGCAGAUGAGGCCAAGUCAACCUUUAUUGCUAGUAUUUCACAUGAGCUUCGCUCACCGUUACAUGGUAUAUUAGGGAGCACGGAAUUUCUGCAGGAGACGGCAUUGGACGGCUUUCAAUCGUCCAUGACACAUGCAGUGGAAACUUGUGCCAAGACUCUUCUCGAUACCGUUGAGCAUGUUCUGGACUAUUCUAAAAUCAAUCAGAUGUCAAACAGGCUACCGAGGAAGAGGAGGCAGCUAAGUUCGAAGGGAGCUGAUCAUGAGUCGAGCAAAUCGAGCAUUUUCAGGUCAAGCCUCGAACGUGAUGUCAAUCUAGCCGAUCUUUUCGAAGAAGCUGUGGAGGCUGUCUAUGCGGGACAGACCUUUCGAAGCCCAGCCGCACGGCACCUGGAAGAAAUUGCUGAUGCAUUCACCCACAGCCCCGGCGCUUCCACCGGUGAGAUACGAUCAAAUGUCGAAGAAGGAUCCAAUAAGUUUGCUGGUGCUGUACGUGUGAUUCUGGAGUUGCGGAAAUGCGACAACUGGUGGGUACGAACGCAGCCGGGCGCGAUCAGAAGAAUCGUGAUGAAUAUCCUCGGUAAUUCGCUCAAAUAUACAGACACCGGCAUUAUCUUAGUUUCCAUGACCUCAGACAUGACCCAACCAUACAAUGCGACUCAUAACGCGGUUUGCAUCAAGGUCAAAGAUACUGGGCAGGGGAUGUCUGCCGACUUUCUGCGACAUCAUGCCUUCACUCCUUUCAGUCAGGAGUCUUACCUUUCUGCUGGGACGGGGCUCGGGCUCAGCAUCGUGCACCAAAUUGUGGAUUCCUUGAGCGGCCGGAUUGAGGUAGCCAGCGAAAAGGGGGUUGGUACCGAGAUCAAGAUCUUCCUUAAUAUCCCGAGUGUCCCACCCCCUGCACCAUCGGAAGACGUCAGCGACAUCCUCACCACUGUAAGUCAACAGACGCCAGGCUUGUGUUUGUGCAUAUUGGAUCCCAACCUCGACGAAGCUGAAUCCUUGAACGUCGAUGAAGCCGACAAGACGGUGGAGUCAGCACUGCGCAAUGUGGCGGAAGACUGGCUUGGAAUGCGUACUCGAAAAUCGAAAUCAAUGGAAAACACGACCGCGGAUUUCUUUGUCUACGCAGAGCCGCCCCCAAUAUCAUAUCUGCUGCGUCAGCACGGACACCCAGCAACGGCAAAGGAAGUGCCUUUAAUCAUCAUGGCAACCAACGCAUUUGAAAGUGCUUCACUGGCUGCCAAUGGCAUCAACCACCUGACCGACGUCGGACGUAUCAUGGAGAUCAUCUCACAACCAUGUGGCCCACACAAGCUUGCAAGAGCUCUGUAUCGAUGUCUUCAAAGAGUCAGAUCGUUUGAGAAGUCUCCUGUGGAGGGUUCGGAUACUGAGCCUAUUCACCCGAAUGUGGUGGACAGCCCCAGCAAUAUCUUGCAACAAGAAGAUUCUUCUUCAAUUGAGAUCAGCAGCCAAACAAAUGGCCCCCACAAGCCAACUUACCGACCAAAAUCGAGAGACACAGCCACCGCCAGCGGCACUCUGCCCAGCAAAGCGCUGAGCCAUCCCAGCAACGACCAGCAUCCAAGUACCUUGGGCUCUCAAGGUGUCGGAUCACAGAAGAGCUUCUCUGCAGACGAGGACUUUCCAACCGUUCUCCUCGUUGAGGACAAUGACGUCAACCUCAGCCUUCUAGUUGCCUUUAUGAAGAAAUCGAAGCUGUCUUAUGUGACCGCGAAAGAUGGCUUGCAAGCGACUCAGGCAUUUGAAAAGUUCGUGGCUGGUGACGGCAAAGCUAAUCACCUAAAGUAUAUUGUGAUGGACAUCAGCAUGCCUAUCAUGGACGGGAUUGAAGCGACUCGAAUCAUCCGCAGGCAGGAGAAGUUGUCAAAUGUCUCAGAAGGCGUUGUGAUAAUUGCUCUGACGGGUCUAGGAGCUGAGAGCACUCGCCAGGCAAUGUUCGAUGCUGGGGCAGACUAUUAUCUUACAAAGCCAGUGAAGUUUAAAGAGCUUAUGGAGUUCUUCCACUCUCGCUAG